This is a messenger RNA of Trichobilharzia szidati, 1422 nucleotides long. The record is from the annotation of a GenBank genome assembly. Lineage: Eukaryota; Metazoa; Platyhelminthes; Trematoda; Strigeidida; Schistosomatidae.
AUGCCAAUAUAUAUAUAUAUAUCUUUUCUUUUAUUUCAGCAUGUACUCGAACAUGGGAAAACUGAAGAUAAAAGUAAAAUUGUUGAACAUAUUAAAGGUCGUGUAGCUGAGCUUAGUGUGCAUAAAUUUGCUAGUAAUGUAGUCGAAAAAGCUGUUGCAAACGCUUCAAGAGUAGAACGUCAAUCACUCAUCAAUGAAGUACUUGAAGAAACAACUAUUCCAACAGAUAAUAAUAUGACUGUACAAAAUGGUCGAGUUCGUUCAAGUGAAUUUAGAGUAGAUAAUACUGAUGAUGGUGAUAAUGAUAAUGAUGAUGAUGAUGAUAACAGUGGCAGCGAUGAAGAUGAAAGUGUUGAUGAACCAAGAACUCGAAGUUCUGUUUUAGUUAUGAUGAUGAAAGACCAAUUCGCAAAUUAUGUUAUCCAAAAAAUGUUAGAUGUCGCUGAACAACCAAUAAGAAAAGAGCUUAUGACUCAAAUUCGUCCACAUUUGAAUACCUUACGCAAAUACACUUAUGGUAAGCAUAUAAUCAAUAAAAUGGAGAAAUAUUAUAUGAAAACAAAUCAACUGCAUCUGGCUGUUGGUUUAAAUUCACCAUCACCACCUCUUGGUGUUGUACCCGCCUCUUCAUCAGAUGUCCCACAGUCGACAUCGAAUUCCACUGUUCGAAGUGGUGGUGGUGGUGGUAGUUCAUCAGCCGCUUCAAUGCUCCCACCACUUCUCACACCGACUGAUAUGGCUGUACGAGCUUCAAAGCCAAUAUCAAUGAGUCGUUCUACACAUUCACAUCAUUAUCAUCAUACUUCUCAUUAUAAUAACCAAUCGGACUCAAAUAAUAGUAAUAGUAACUCCUCUCGAAAGACUUCAAAUGAUGGUGCACAAUUAAACUCCUCCUCUAUGCAAACAUCGGAUAGUGCUAAAAAUUCAUCUAAAGCAGUAUCAAAAGCAUCUGAAAAUACCAAUGAUGAAUCGGGAGUGGAUAGUGAAAAUGGUAAUAAUAAUAAUAAUAAUAAUAACGAUAAUAAUAAAGGAGGAGUCAGUUUGAGUAAUUCUAAAGAUAAUCAUGAAAAACACAAUUCAGAUAUGAAGUCAUUCGAUUUAAAUCAGGCUUCAUCUACAUCACCAACAGUCGCUGGUGAUUGUUGCAGUCAAAAAUGGGAGAAUAGUAAUGAUGCAGAACACAGUGUUGUAUCAAAUCAUGACAACAGCGAUCAGUUACUGCAUGAAUCAGCCAGUGAACAUCAUCAUGAAGUGCAUGUUUCAGCCCUGAAGAAACUCAACACUACAACAGCAUCAUCAUCACCGUCUACGACGAGUAGUACUUCUACUACUACAUCUAGCCUAAAAAGUGGUGAAGUAAAUAGUGUAAAGUCAAGGCCACCUACAAAUGAAUUAAUGACCAACGGGAAUGGUAAUCAUUAA